AUGUUCAUGGAAGAGUUAGAUGGCAGCUUAGAAAUGGAUUUGACACAAAAUAUAGUUGAAGGAUGGCAUCAUCAGUGGAAUGUUUUAAUUGGAAAAGCACAUGUUGGUGUUUAUACAAUUAUUGAAGAAAUGCGCAAAGAACAGCAACAGAUACACAAAUAG
This is a messenger RNA of Ambispora gerdemannii, 162 nucleotides long. NCBI's taxonomy places the organism in Eukaryota, Fungi, Glomeromycota, Glomeromycetes, Archaeosporales, Ambisporaceae. The record is from the annotation of a GenBank genome assembly.